This is a messenger RNA of Triticum turgidum subsp. durum (durum wheat), 3837 nucleotides long. Lineage: Eukaryota; Viridiplantae; Streptophyta; Magnoliopsida; Poales; Poaceae. The record is from the annotation of a GenBank genome assembly.
AUGGGUGUCCAAGAAAUCCGCGAUGUUGUGUCAUCCCUGUUCAUCAUGCUAAACAAAGAGACAUACAUCCUGUUUCGGAUUGAGUUUCUUGUGGUCCUGGUCACAGUCAUGUUCCUUGUCAUGUUCAUCGUGGACAUCUUUCGUCGCCACAUCCGCAACACAGCAGUGACAGUCAUCUUCAACAUCUUGGGUACGGUCUCUGACUCUAUUGUCUUCUACCUGCUGGGGGCCAUGACAAAAGCAAGCUUCACAAAUCAGUUGUUCCCUGUCUGGGCCCUCGUGCUUGUUAGUAUCCGUUACAACAUUGACUUCAUCUCUGGCUAUGGUGUUUAUGACCGCCAUGGGCGACGGUUCAGGGAGUGGAGUAACGUGGUGAAACUUCUGGGAACAGCCUUCUUGAUGAUCGGAGGCUCAAGGUUCACACUUCCACUUUGGUCGCUUUUGGCUCUGCUGAUGCUGAGGAGCUGGUACAGAUUGAAAGCAUAUAGUUUGGCGCUCCGUUCUGUCUGGCAUGGCAAGAGUUCAGAGGUGGUCACAGAGUACAUGCGUGCAGGCCCUCAUAGUAGCAACUGGAAACCAAAUGAGUGCAGUCCAGAGAAUGAUCUGGAAGGAUACAAAUACUUGGUACAUGGAGAAACCCGUCGGAGAAUAAAAUUCAAGAAGCCUCGCUAUGUCUUGGACAUCGAUACUGCAGCUGGGCGUGAUUUUUCGUCAGUGAUCACCCUAGACAUGAUUUGGGGAUGUCGUAGGCACCAGUUACUCCCAGAAAACAAUAAGGGAAAUGAUCCAAAGGAUCUCUCUUUGGCCUUCGCCUUGUCCAGACUGCUCCGGUGCAGGCUCGAGGAUGUAACACUGCAACAAGAAAUCUUCUGCAUUAACCGAAAGCUAGUGAAGACUAAGAUUCUUGACGACCAGAAUGCUGAUCGUGCCUUCAAAAUCAUGGAGUUGCAACUAUCCUUCAUAAAUGAGUACUUCAACAGCCGUUACCCUAUGGUCUUUUGGGAAGGGUUCAAUUCUCUCUUCUCAAAUCUGCUUCUCUCUGUGGUGAAUUUGGCUCUUGUCUGCUGGCUUGUUGUGGACAUCUGCAAAAACUAUAACAAUGAUCCCCCGCAAAAUCACCAGUACAAUCCCCCGAAGAAUCACAGGGCUAAUGUGGUGCAUGGGUUCAACGUCGACAUGUUCAUCACAUUUGUAUUCAUUUUCUUUAUGGUGUUCAAAGAGAUCUGGGAGAUGGUCAGCUAUAUAAUCUCAGACUGGACAAGGUUACUCCUUGUGUGCAGCUAUGCACGGCUUAAGGAAGAGCCCACUAGAAAUAGAUGUAUGGAGAGAACAAUGUCAUCCCUUUUCAGAUCUAGGGUAACUACUAAGCAGUGGCAUGGACUUAUUGACCAGUAUGUCUUCUUAGAGUCAUAUGAUGAUAGACCAAGAUUUUGGAAUCUGCUUCACAAGAUAACCACAGGAAUGGCACCAAAGAAGGAUGAUGGAGCAACACUCCGUGAUGCCAUCGAUGUGCCGGAAUGUGUCAGGCCUACAAUACUGAAGAAGCUCUGUGCAAGCCUAGAGAAGCCCAACUCUCCUGACACCGUACAUUAUCAGCCAGACAGUCCUAACAUAAAUCAUGAGGAGCCCAUCAUUUGGGGUAGUCGUUUUCUACCCAAGGUCAUCACAUCACUGCCCGAAGCUGUUGGAAACCGAAGGGAGAAGUAUGAUUGGGCCUGCUAUGGCCUGCCCACGUGCUCUCAUGUAAUUCUGGUGUGGCACAUUGCAACAAGCCUCUGUGAGAUGAAGCUUGCUCGGGCACAUGGCGUCGAUUUAAGCAAACAUGGGUUCCUGGUAUCCCUCUUGUCGUACAUGACAAGUUUCUGCUCAUCAAAACCAUAUCUUGUGGACGUGGACGAGAAGACGAAAGAAAAGAAGAAAGUGAAUGAGAAGUUGCCCGAUAAGAUCCAGGAAAUGUAUAUCACUGCCAAUAGCUUGUCUCGGUACUGUGCAUAUCUGUUAGUUUCAAAGCCCGACCUGAUCCCUGAUAGCUUCUAUGUUCCCAAAAUGGUCUUCCAAGAAACUGUAACACAAGCUCGUGAUGGUAUUCUUAAGGACUGUGACUCAUUACAGAAUAGGUAUGAAAAACUGUUGCAAGUAGGAGUCGAGGCCAUCCAAGAUGCUAACAACAUCAUGAAGGAUGAUGUCGUACGACAAGGUGCAAAGCUGGGAAAGUUACUGAUUGAUCAAGAGAGUGAAGAAGGCUGCUGGGAGAUCCUGUCUGGGGUAUGGGCAGAGUUACUAGUGCACAUUGCCCCCACUUGGAACGCAGAGGCGCACAAGGAGUGCCUCGAGUCAGGCAGGGAAUUCAUAACCUAUAUCUGGGCAUUGCUAUGGCAUUGUGGAAUCGAGAAGAGCAAAUUAUGGCCUGAGGAAGAUUUGCAUGAAAAUGGUGCCCCUGGAACACCACCUCAGGAUAGCAGUGUUCAAACUAAUAGCACUCAGCAUGCACAACAGACUUGUGCAGCAGGACCAAAGAAAGAAAGAGAGGAAGCUGUCAUACAGAGAUCAGAGAUGCAGCAAGUUGAUGCAGAGGAGAGGAAUGGGUGGACCGAAACGCCAAGCGCAGAUACGGCUGAUCAUCAGAAUGGGCAAGGUGGCAGUAUGGGGGUUAGAGGGAUGCGGAAUGGCGGGAACACAUGUUACUUCAAUGCAGUGCUGCAGAGUCUCCUUGCACUUGAUAAGCUGCGUGCAAGGAUGUUAGGAUCGGAUGCUCUAAAAGGGAACCUGGGCCAGGAACUGCAGAAGCUUUUCAUAAUGACAACAAAUACCAAUGACGCAAACGGUAUGUUGAAGCCAGAGAAGCUCUUCUUACAUAUGUGCUUAAGGAAUUCAGAUUUCAAAUCUGGCGUGAUGGAAGACAGCAAUAACAUGCUUGGUUCCUUGCUAGAUGGUUUGAACAAUGAGGAACCUACAAUGGUUGAGUCACUUUUCCGUGGCCAGAUUGUUAAACUUGUCUCCAGCAAAGAGUGUGAUCACACAUCAGUUACCACGGAGAAUCUUGAUCUCAGUCUGGCAAUACCAUCAAAAAAGACUACAUCACUCGAGGACUGCUUGGAUUUAUAUGCCACUGGGGUGAUCGAGGAUUGGCACUGUAUCGGCUGUUCAGCUGCUGGUGCUGGUGGUCGUGAUGGUGGAAAUGGCUCUUUGAAACAAGAUGAUACAACAACCAGUGAUGGCCAACCUGAACAGUCGGAGAAUAAACCAUACGGGAAGGAGGAAUCUAGCCAUAUAGCUGACAGAGAAGCAAGAAUAACAAAUCAGAACAAUGGAAAGCUACCUGUGUUUAAUGGCAAUGCAAAUCAAAUAGAACAAAGUCAUAGAAAACACAAGGACGAAGAGAAGAUAUGCAGAGUUGCAAUAGUACAAUAUCGCAUUAGCAAGGCGGCACCUUUAUUAACCAUUCAACUCAAGAGAUUCGACUAUUCACACCCUGAUAGGCCAGACAAGCUUGAAGAACAUGUGCGCUUUCAGGAUACACUAGAUAUAACAAAGUUCAUGGACCCUGGGCAUCAGGCGGACGACGGGUACAAAUACCGUCUAGUUGCUGUCAUUGUACACAGUGGACCAACCCUGCAUGAAGGACACAAUUUUGCUUAUGUGAGAGCAAGCCAGAUUGCAUGCCAGCAGCAGGAGAGCCGUGGCACUCCCACAUGGUUCCGUGCAAGCGAUGAGAGCAUCACAGAAGUAUCAUUGGAAGAGGUGCUGGAGUGUCAGGCAUACAUUCUUUUCUACGAAAGAGUUGAACAGGCAAAGGACAUGUCAGUUCUAGAAGAGCAUCUGCCGACCGACCACUGA